Molecule: messenger RNA, 381 nt
Organism: Peronospora matthiolae
Lineage: Eukaryota; Oomycota; Peronosporomycetes; Peronosporales; Peronosporaceae
Source: the annotation of a GenBank genome assembly
AUGGAGGUGGAGGAGGAGGAAAGACGCUCUCCGCACGAUCGUGGGGAUCCCUGUGUUCCCGAGAGCUUCUUUGAUCGCGUAACUCUUGCGUUACGCGACGACCUCGAGCAUGAGCGGAAUAGGCGUCUCCAGAUGGUGGACACUGCCUCGAAGCAUCGAGCUGAGUUUGCCUUUGCUCAGCUUGAGAACGAGAGAUCUCUGACAUCUCUGCGUGACGAGCUAAGGGUAGCUCGUGGGACUGUUGAUCGGUAUCGGGAUGAGAUAGCUGCUCUUCAGACCCUUGUCGAUGCCCGCCAUCGGGAGCACAAGGAUCUCUGCGAGAUGCUUGAGCGCAAGGGCGUUCUUCAUCGGAAGAAGCAGCGUACUGAUGGUACGGCUUAA